UCCAAUAUACGGUUUGCUUGGAUCGUUGCGCGUAGGCUAACCCUAAAGUUCUCUAACAGUUCUAUAUUCAAGUAGGAUUUCAUAAUAUUUUAUUAUGGAAGAAGAGAGUGUGAACGAGUCAUUUCCAGAUUUGAAAGAGCUGGAAAAUAAAAUUGGGAUGAAUACUCCGGAGAGCCUGUUGAGGUUGAUGCAGGGGGAUGCUUCGCUCUGCGCUGAGUGGAGUUCCGACAGUCCGGAGGGGAGAGACAACAGCACCAGCGACAGUCUGACGGACAAGAUCAGAAACUUGAAACUGGAGAUGGGCUGUCUGCGUGCUGCAGACGUGCGGGUCCUGCGCCAGCUGGUGGCGGUGCAUGAGGCCAUGGAGGCUGUGCGCUGGCUGCUGGAGGAGCGUGGCACCCUGGCAAGCAGGGGCAGCAGCCUGACAAGCAGCCAGUGUAGCCUGGCCGAGGGGCCUGGCAUGUCCCCCUGCAGAGAGGGCCUGAGUCUGGCCCUAACUAGCCGGAAGAGUCCUCUACAUGACGCCAAUGAAGAGGAAGAGCUGCCAGUACCAGAUAGCAUCUCCGGGCACAGCUACUUCGAUAUGCUCACCAACACCGUUUCUUCUAAUGAUACAGACACAGGGUUGACACUAGAGGGCAGGAUUGUUAGCCAUCCUGAGGGGACAGGAGAAACUGGGACACCUUACUGUGGUCUCCCAGAGGAGAGACAAGGGGCCUCUGACGGUGACAUCCUGGGGGUGGAGGAACAGACCAUUCCCAGUUGUGAGGUUCUGUUGGGGUAUGAUGCUCAGUGGUGCUGGGUGGAGUCUCAAGACGAUGUGACAUUUCUCUGAUGUUAUUAGCGCAAUUCAAAAGAUGCUUUAUGAAAUGAAACCUACCAAACUUACAGGAUGCAGCGGUGCUACAGUUGGACAUGAAGUGCCCUGUCCUGGACUGAGUGACAUUUAAAUUGACAUUACAAAAGUGUCCAUGGUGGACUGGAUGAUGAAUGCUAGUAGCAUUGUUCUCUUUAGAAGAUCAAGGUGUACUCAUGUUUUGAUUUAGCUACUUUGGCUUUUCAAUGUGACUAUUGUUCAUUCCAUUGUUACAUUCACAGUUUCUGCUUCUUUCAACAAGAUGUAAUCAGAUCGAUGUCAUGUUUCCACUAUGCCUUGUAUUGGUAAAGAAAGCUUUAUGUAGAGGGCUAUGCAGAAAAUGCAUUGAUGUUAUGAAAUUCCA
Molecule: messenger RNA, 1220 nt
Organism: Coregonus clupeaformis (lake whitefish)
Lineage: Eukaryota; Metazoa; Chordata; Actinopteri; Salmoniformes; Salmonidae
Product: leucine rich adaptor protein 1-like
Exons: 2
Coding region: 95-835 (246 amino acids)
Biological process (GO): positive regulation of cytokine production; positive regulation of canonical NF-kappaB signal transduction
Source: RefSeq, a predicted model, not a curated record